CGAAAAAAAAAAAUGCUUUCCUACAUUUCAUCAGCUUCUUCUUCUUCCACCACCACCGCCUUCUUCUUCAAUCUCCGCUCUUCUCUCUUAGCCAAACCAAGAUUCCAUUUUUGCCCUUCCAUCUUCUCCAAAUCACAGCAACGCCACUACUCCAAUUUCUUUCCUCGUUCUUCUUCUUCUGCUAUGGAUUCUCCGUCAAUCGCAGCCGUUGAUUCCAUCGCCGAUGAUCUCAGAAAUCAGAGCUUGAAUUCCAAUAAUCAUGGUGGAAAUCAUGAUGGUAUUAAUAAUGUUAGUAAAAAUAAAGGGGUGAAAUUGAAGCUGGAGGAACUUAAUUGGGAUCAUUCAUUUGUUCGAGAGCUCCCUGGUGACCCCCGAACUGAUAUUAUGCCAAGAGAGGUAUUACAUGCUUGUUAUACAAAAGUAUCGCCGUCAGCUGAAGUGGAGAACCCUCAACUCGUUGCAUGGUCAGAAUCAGUUGCUGAAUCACUUGACUUGGCUUCUAAAGAGUUUGAAAGACCUGAUUUUGCGCAGAUAUUUUCCGGAGCUUCUCCCUUGGUUGGAGGGGUUUCUUAUGCUCAAUGCUAUGGAGGACACCAGUUUGGAAUGUGGGCUGGUCAGUUAGGUGAUGGCAGGGCAAUAACUCUUGGGGAGCUUCUUAACUCAAAUUCAGAAAGGUGGGAGUUGCAGCUCAAAGGUGCUGGAAAAACACCAUACAGCCGAUUUGCAGAUGGUCUUGCAGUGUUACGAAGUAGUAUACGGGAAUUUCUUUGUAGUGAAGCAAUGUAUUUUCUGGGAAUACCCACAACACGUGCUCUUUGUCUUGUGACAACUGGAAAAUUUGUCACCCGAGACAUGUUCUAUGAUGGAAAUCCAAAGGAGGAACCUGGUGCAAUUGUUUGCAGAGUAGCUCAAUCUUUCCUUCGCUUCGGUUCAUACCAAAUACAUGCUUCUAGAGGAAAAGAGGAUCUUGAUAUUGUUCGUACUUUGGCAGACUACACCAUUAAGCAUCAUUAUCCCCAUUUAGAGAAUAUGAGUAAGAGCGAAAGUGUAUCUUUUCAAACCGGGGAGGAAGACAAUGAAGUGGUGGAUCUAACCUCAAACAAGUAUGCAGCUUGGGCUGUGGAAGUUUCUGAGCGUACAGCAUCCUUGAUUGCAAAGUGGCAGGGUGUUGGUUUCACACAUGGUGUUUUGAAUACUGACAACAUGAGUGUGCUGGGACUUACCAUCGACUAUGGUCCUUUUGGCUUCUUAGAUGCUUUUGAUCCAAGUUAUACUCCAAACACAACAGAUCUUCCUGGGAGGAGAUACUGUUUUGCAAAUCAACCUGAUAUUGCCCUGUGGAACAUUGCCCAAUUUGCUAGGACUUUAUCUUCUGCCAAGUUGAUUACUGAUAAGGAGUCAAAUUAUGUUAUGGAGAGAUAUGGAACCAAGUUUAUGGAUGAUUAUCAGGCUAUAAUGACUCAAAAACUUGGCCUGCCAAAGUACAAUAAACAGUUGCUCAGCAAACUUCUUAACAAUAUGGCUGUUGAUAAAGUAGACUAUACAAAUUUCUUCCGGUUGCUCUCAAAUAUUAAAGCUGACCCUGCCAUUCCUGAAGAUGAGCUAUUGAUUCCUUUAAAGGCAGUACUGCUUGAUAUUGGUAAAGAACGGAAGGAGGCAUGGACCAGCUGGGUGAAGUCCUAUAUUGAAGAGCUUUCUGCUAGUGGUAUCUCUGAUGAGGAGAGGAAGGCCUCAAUGAAUUCUGUAAAUCCUAAGUACGUUCUUAGGAACUAUUUAUGCCAAAGUGCCAUUGAUGCUGCUGAGAUGGGCGACUUCGAAGAGGUUCGCAGAUUAUUGAAGGUUAUGGAACGUCCUUUUGAUGAGCAGCCAGGAAUGGAGAAAUAUGCACGCUUGCCCCCUGCAUGGGCUUAUCGUCCUGGGGUGUGCAUGCUGUCUUGUUCUUCAUAAGUUUCCUGUGUAUUAAUAUGAUGGAGAAUGAUAGUUGUACAUAUCUAUAAAUCAGAGUUCUGCUUUUAUAAUAGCACAUGGAAGCUUAGUAUUAUUUUGUUGCUUUUUCCUCCCUUCUUUACCCCUUUUUUGGCGUAAAUCAACAGAAGGCGCUCAUUUUUUUAACUUGCAAGUUUUUUGCACCUACUGUUCCACAGUACAUUAUUUAUGUGAAGUCAUAUUACGCAUUUUA
Coffea eugenioides is the source of this 2179-nucleotide messenger RNA. Its product is annotated as UPF0061 protein azo1574. Lineage: Eukaryota; Viridiplantae; Streptophyta; Magnoliopsida; Gentianales; Rubiaceae. The transcript is spliced from 8 exons. The record is from RefSeq and is a predicted model, not a curated record. The coding region runs from base 13 to 1947 and encodes 644 amino acids.